AUGACUGUCGACACUACCAAGAGCGGUCCCCUGGACUUCGCCACCUAUCACAAUGUCAUCAAUAACGAACUGAGGUCAACUGCCACCACUCGCCACAGCAUCAACCCCGCAAACUCCAAGCCCAACCCCGAAGUCCCUGUUACAACCCAGGAGGACGUCGAUCAGGCCGUCAAGUGUGCCCGCGAUGCCUUUAAGAAGUGGUCCAAGACAUCCUUCGCGGAGCGCCGGGCAGCUCUGUCAGCUUAUGCCGACGCGAUCGAGGCCAAUGCUGAUAGAUUCGCCAAAACCCUGACGAUGGAGCAGGGAAAGCCGCUGAACCAGGCCGCAACCGAGGUGGGAAUGGCCGUUACAUGGAUUCGGGUCAUGAUUGAUAUCGAGAUCAAAGAGAAUGUGAUCGAGGAGAAGGAUGAUCUUAAGAUUGUUCAGCGCCACGUGCCUAUGGGCGUUGCUGGUGCCAUUGUGCCUUGGAAUUUCCCCGUGUUGCUUGCCACGGGCAAGGUUGUCGGUGCUGUGUACACCGGUAAUACUGUUAUUGUGAAGCCUUCACCCUUCACCCCUUACUGUGACUUGAAGCUGGCCGAGCUGGCGAUUCGGUUCUUCCCACCUGGUGUGGUGCAGUGCCUGAGUGGUGAUGACAGCCUUGGCCCGAUGCUCACAGAACAUCCUGGUAUCGACAAGAUCUCAUUCACUGGGUCCAUUGCGACUGGCAAGCGGGUGAUGGCUAGUUGCGCCAAGACUCUCAAGCGAGUAACUCUGGAGCUCGGUGGCAAUGACCCAGCCAUUAUCUGUGACGAUAUCGACAUUGAUGCGGUCAUUCCCAAAGUUGGCAUCUCUGCCUAUUUGUGCAGUGCCCAGAUCUGCAUGAUGAUCAAGCGUCUCUACGUCCACGAGAAGAUCUACGACGAAUUCCUGGGGAAGCUGAUCGCGUUCGUGAAAACGCUAAAGAUUGGAGACGGUACGGAACCUGAUGUUUUCUUCGGUCCUGUUCAAAACAAGAUGCAAUUUGAAAAGGCCAAGGAGCUCUUGGGUUCCAUUACUGCCGAGAAGCUCAAGGCAGUGCUGGGUGGCUCGACCGAUGACUCUCACGGCUACUUCAUCCACCCGACCAUUAUUGACAACCCGCCCGAGUCAUCCCGGGUCGUGCAGGAGGAGCCGUUUGCACCUAUUCUUCCCAUCAUGAAAUGGUCCGACGAGGACGAUGUCCUUGAGAAAGCGAAUGCGCUGGAGACUGGCCUGGGCGCGUCGGUCUGGACUAAGGAUCUCGAUCGGGCCACUCGUAUGGCUAAUCAGCUCCAGGCUGGCAGUGUCUGGGUUAACUCUCACUUUGACAUCUCCCCCAAAGCACCAUUUGGUGGUCACAAGCAGAGUGGUAUAGGCAUGGAAUGGGGCUUGACCGGUCUUUUGGGCUAUUGCAACUCGCAGACGCUGUGGUUGAGGAAGAGCUCUUAG
Penicillium cinerascens is the source of this 1449-nucleotide messenger RNA. RefSeq names its product aldehyde dehydrogenase family protein. The coding region runs from base 1 to 1449 and encodes 482 amino acids. The record is from RefSeq and is a predicted model, not a curated record. The transcript is spliced from 2 exons. Gene Ontology annotation, molecular function: aldehyde dehydrogenase (NAD+) activity. NCBI's taxonomy places the organism in Eukaryota, Fungi, Ascomycota, Eurotiomycetes, Eurotiales, Aspergillaceae.